UAAAUGGGGGAAACGGAGAGUAGCUUGACAAAAGAGGCGCCGGUCGUUUUCGAGGAUUUCUUCGAGCUCGUUCCGUUGUCCGCCCUCUCGUCUCCUUCCUUUUAUCUCGUUCUCCUGCUCGCGCGAACAAGCAAUACCGGUCGGCGGGCGAGGGAUGGGGAUGUCGAUAGGGAUGGCGAUGAGUGCUGGGAGAUAGGGUUCCACGUGUUCAUGUGCCGACUUCUGCUUCGAUGCCUCUAACCCAGCUGGGAGAAGCUCGCGCAGCAUUGAGUUCAAGUAGCAUGAGCUCUACAUCAUCUCAAUUUGCUUCCCCUAGAAAGAUGGGAAUAUAUGAAACAAAUCACCAGAUAGGCAUGUGGGGAAAUUCCUUGAAUGCUGACAGCAGCCAAAAUACAGCAUCAUCAGCAAUGGUGGACGGCAAUGUCCACCACGGUGGUAGGUUAGAAGAUGGCCCUCAUACCACAGCACGGCAUUCGAAAAAAUAUGACCAGGAAGCCAACAAGCCUGCAGAGAAGGUAUUAAGACGACUGGCACAGAACAGAGAGGCUGCUCGAAAAAGUCGUCUAAGAAAAAAGGCUUAUGUUCAACAGUUGGAAUCAAGUCGUGUAAAACUAGCUCAGAUGGAGCAGGAACUUGGUCGGGCUAGGCAGCAGGGUGUAUACAUAGGUGGGAAUUCAGGAGAGUCGACUCUUGGCCUAUCAGGCAGUGUAAACUCAGGUGUUACUGCAUUUGAGAUGGAAUAUGCACACUGGGUAGAAGAACAGAACCGACAAACCAAUGAACUUAGAGCUGCUCUACAAGCACAUGUAUCCGAUAUAGAGCUUCGUAUGCUUGUAGAGAAUGGAUUGAAUCACUAUGACAAUCUCUUUCGAAUUAAAGCAAUUGCUGGGAAAUCUGAUGUCUUCUAUAUCAUGUCUGGCAUGUGGAAGACAGCUGCUGAACGAUUUUUCCUAUGGAUUGGAGGUUUUCGGCCUUCAGAACUUCUAAAGGUUCUCUUACCACAGCUAGAUCCUCUGACAGAGCAACAAGUUCUUGCUGUAUGUAACUUGCAACAAUCUUCAGCCCAAGCUGAGGAUGCACUUUCACAAGGAAUGGAUAAACUCCAACAAACUCUAGCUGAGUCUCUGGCAUCUGAUGCCUCUGGUUCCAAUGGUGUUGCGAAUUACAUGGGACAGAUGGUGAACGCAAUGGGGAAACUAGAGGCUUUUGUGAAUUUUGUGAACCAGGCGGAUAACCUUCGGCAACAAGCCUUGCAGCAGAUGUACAAGAUUCUCACAGUUCGACAAGCGGCACGAGGUCUACUUGCUCUUGGUGACUACUGCCAACGCCUUCGUGCCCUUAGCUCGCUAUGGACUGCUCGUCCACGCGAACCAGCUUAGUGCUCUAUCAAAGUGAUUCAUCGUAACAUGGUGUUCAUGCCCUUAGCUUGCUGCGGGCUCACAACAACCUGCCACGGGAAUGUAAUUGUAGCAGGGCUGAUUCUAGUAUCUACCAGGAGUAAUUUUGUAAACAUAAAGUAACAACUAAAUUUGAAGCAUAUAGAUCAAGUUGAGUUGAUCUGUAAAUAUUUAUGACCGCUCCAGGGCAUUGCCUGCAAAAUUGCUUCUUCAGGCAGCUGUUUUUAUGAUGUAUAUCGUACUAUUGUAGUCGGAACACCCUUUUAGAAUACAUUGAAUUGUGAACUAGUAGAUUUGUUCUU
Zingiber officinale is the source of this 1699-nucleotide messenger RNA. Its product is annotated as transcription factor TGA4-like. The transcript has 9 exons. The record is from RefSeq and is a predicted model, not a curated record. The coding region runs from base 231 to 1379 and encodes 382 amino acids. Gene Ontology annotation, biological process: regulation of DNA-templated transcription; DNA-templated transcription. Lineage: Eukaryota; Viridiplantae; Streptophyta; Magnoliopsida; Zingiberales; Zingiberaceae. Gene Ontology annotation, molecular function: DNA-binding transcription factor activity; sequence-specific DNA binding.